GCGGGAUCCGAGGGGAAUAAAACAACUCUCGCUCGCUAACAAUCCCUGAAUGGACGGUGCUUACGUAAAGUCCAAGGCAUUGAAGCCUUGUUUCGUGAUCAGUGUCAGUCUCAUUAUGCCAAGGGCCUGCUGUUGCCCCGGGUUGUGAGUCGGGUUACACCCCAGAAAAAAGUGUCAAUGACAACGGCGAGAGGGUUCGAUUCCAUUUGUUCCCCACCCACGAAGAACUGAGGGUCAAAUGGGAAAGAGCCAUUCCAAGAGACUCUUAGACAGCAUCCAAGUAUUCUUAUGUUUGUGGUGAACACUUUAAGCUCUCUGAUCAUGUGCAAGAUAGUCAAGAUAGCCACGAAAGGCGAUAGAAAAAGCGAGAAGACACCACACGUGCAAGAUCCUCAGACUGAAGUAUGUCCGUUACACAUCUUCCCUUUUUGGGUCAGCUGAUAUUUUGGUCCUUCGAGAAGAGAAUAAAACCUAACUUAACCUAACCUGACCUAACCUAACCUUUCGGUUGCAAGGGCUUGGGGGCGCCUAGGCCGCGGCGCAAGCCUGCGGCAGCUCGGUUGCAAGGCCCUCGAAAACAGCGGCAGAUUAGAGCUUACUUCUGCAAUGAAAAAAAAAAAGAUUCCACGCAUCGAGAUUCGAACUCACGACAGACAAAAGUUAUACUGGGGUCACGAACCUCAUGUGUUCACGACCACUGGGUUUUGAUACAGCAGAUGUCGGCAAUGUUUUUACUUAAAGCAGCUACAUGUCGAGAGAGUGGCAGCUGACCCAAAAAUGGAAGACAUGUAACGACCAUAAGACUGAAGCCAACAGCUGCUCCGUCCAAGUUCAAGAACCUACCAAUGUACCUUUCAACCUGCCCUCCGAAAUCACGAUCAGGUCUCUCAACGUCCUCGAAACGAAUUGAAACUCAAUUGGCUAGGCAUGAUGCCGAGGUUGCUUUCUUUUUUUCAUCGGAUCAGAUAUGUUCUCUUGAUGAGAUCACUAACAAAUGGAGGGAGUGCGAGAACCAAUACCCUGAUACUGCCAUGAUACACAGAUCUUCUGUCAUUCAUUUCAUUGAUCUCAUAGAGGAUGAGAGUGCUCCAUUGAAGUUGUUGUGGUCGGUUUCGGUGAAUGUUUUGUUGGAAGUAACCAUAUACGUUCAUGGUGUGACUAGUAGCUACCGAGAUGCGGUGGCUCUCAUUCCAAUGGCUAAGAUUGAUGCCCAAACUCUCAAGGACCUUUGGCUGAAGGUGUAUGAUGAUCUGACCGAGCUUGGGUUUCUCGUGGUAGCCACCGUUUGUGACGGUCAUGCGGCAAAUCGCAAAAUGUACCAACAUUUGGCCACUAAUGAAGAAAAAGAUAUGGUUACCAUCAACGGCCGAGGUGUCUUUUUGCUCUUUGAUCCUGUUCAUGGCCUGAACAACAUUUACACUAAUUUUCUGGACAAGAACUUAUUUACCUGUCCCAACUUUGGAACCAAAAUGGUCAAGGCCAACUUUGAACACAUUCAAGACCUGUUCUACAAGACGGAGCAUCAGAAGAUUGUCAAAAUUGCGCACAAGUUGACAGACCGAGUCCCGAAGUCAAUUCCCAUUGAGAGAUCAAAUGUGGAGCUCGCUUGCCGCCGUUUUGACGAGUCAACCACUAAUGCUCUCAGAUUCUAUGCAACUGAAUUAGAAGAUGAGGCGUUGCUGGCGAUUGCAAUUUUUUUGUCAUUAGUAAGGCAAUGAUUCUCUGUGUUGAAUGUGCGAGCUCCCUCCAUUGGAUUUCGCAAACGAGACCUCUUCAAAGUUUCAAUCGACUGCACGGACCAUGAAAAUCUCUUGUUCUUAGAAUAUUUCGCCCAAUGGUUAGAAUUGUGGAAUGAGGAAGCUCCCAAAUUAGAGUGCCUGAGCCUUCAGGCCCUGACUUGUCUAGUUCAGACUUCCAGAGCAAUGCCAAAGCUAGCAAGGCACUUGCUUGAGAUGGAGGGGUUCUCAUAUGUGCUCCUCGGACAAAUAACCUCUGAUCAAAUCGAGAGAUGUUUUGGUCGAUGGCGCUAGAUGGCCGGAGCCAAUUACUAUCUCUCAGUUCGGCAGCUUCUGGAAUCCGAGAAGAGGAUUAGAGUCAAAAACCUUCUUAAGUUUGAUGGUCUGACCCCGAAGGACUUAAAACAAACAUUCAAUGAGGAGCAAAGUGAAAAAUCUGCCACUAGAUCCUCAGAUAUUGCCACUCUCGUCACCGAAAUUGAGAAUCUUGAACAAGAUGAACCCAGACCACAUAUGAACCAAGGACAUGCCAAUGCCCUUUUCUAUGUCAGUGGAUAUUGUGCCAAUGGCCUAUCGAAGAAAGUGCAGUGCUUUGAAUGUUUUUCCUCACUGGUAAAGUCAAAGACCCCACCUGACAUCGAUGCUCUUGAUCAGGAAGACCUUGAAGAAACUGAGAGGGAAAACCAUGCCAUUCUAAUGGAGACUGUAAAUAGAGGUGGCUUGGUGACACCCUCAGACAAUGUUUUCGAGGUGUGCUUUCAGGCUUGGAUGAUGAUGUCAAAAAUUAAGGAGGUUCCAAGGAUGAAAGCGAUGAUCCUCUCAUUCAGUGCUCCAAAAGAUGUGUUUGUAGCAACUUUCUCAAUAUUCACGAGGACUUGGAUUGUUGUAAUAAGCUUCAAAGCCAAUGUGAAUGUCAAGCAACAAAGAAUUCAACUUUCUUAGAAAAACUACUCAUGAAGAUGUAUUAAAUCACGACAAAGAACAUGGUUGGGCAGAUUAACAACACUAUUCGUUAUUCAAGAAAGAGAACUAUCGUUAAUGCUGUAUCCUCAAAAAACAUGAGAAAAAUGUCCAACUUGUGUUCAAACUGAUAAGAAUCCUUAGAUGCUGUCCAAUAUGUCUCAAGAAAUAUAUUUGAGUAACUUCAACUAACCCCUUA
Molecule: messenger RNA, 2895 nt
Organism: Tigriopus californicus
Lineage: Eukaryota; Metazoa; Arthropoda; Copepoda; Harpacticoida; Harpacticidae
Exons: 2
Coding region: 846-1718 (290 amino acids)
Source: RefSeq, a predicted model, not a curated record